AUGACGGAGGACCCGAAAUUACAAAUCGUGCUUUUGGUAUUUUUAUUUCUCACCUACUUUUUGUGUGUGGCUGGGAACAUGACAAUUAUCACCCUCACACUUUUGCAUUCCCAUCUUCAAACUCCCAUGUAUUUUUUUCUCAGAAAUUUCUCUUUCUUAGAAGUCUCAUUCACCUCUGUCUGUAUUCCCAGAUUCCUGUACAGCCUGACAACUGGAGAUAAAACUUGUACCUAUAACGCUUGUGCCACGCAAUUGCUUUUUGGUAUCCUCUUUGGAGCAACUGAGUUUUUUCUCUUUGCUGCCAUGUCCUAUGAUCGCUACGUGGCCAUCUGCAUGGGUCUCCAGCUGGAAUUCUGUGACUCAAAUCUCGUUGAUAGUUUUGCUUGUGACGCAUAUCCUAUCCUACAGAUCACCUGUUCAGACACAGAGCUUAUAGAAAAAGUUGUUUUGGCUUUUACUGUGCUAACACUGAUUUCUACCCUACUGGGUGUGCUUCUCUCCUACACAUACAUCAUCAGCACCAUUCUAAAAUUCCCUUCUGCCCAACAAAGGAAAAAGGCCUUUUCCACCUGUUCUUCUCACAUGAUUGUGGUUUCCAUGAGCUAUGGCAGUUCCAUCUUCGCCUACAUUAAACCUUCAAGAAAUGAAGGAGUAGCCCUUAAUAAGCUGGUGGGGCUGCUCUUUACUUCAGUUGUCCCUAUGCUUAAUCCUUUCAUUUAUACACUACGAAACAAGCAGGUAAAGGAAGCCUUCAAAGACACCGUAAAAAGGAUUGCAUUUCUCAUAAAGAAGUAA
Messenger RNA from Loxodonta africana (African savanna elephant), 795 nucleotides. RefSeq names its product olfactory receptor 6C2-like. The transcript is spliced from 2 exons. The coding region runs from base 1 to 795 and encodes 264 amino acids. The record is from RefSeq and is a predicted model, not a curated record. Gene Ontology annotation, molecular function: olfactory receptor activity; G protein-coupled receptor activity. Gene Ontology annotation, biological process: G protein-coupled receptor signaling pathway. Gene Ontology annotation, cellular component: membrane. Lineage: Eukaryota; Metazoa; Chordata; Mammalia; Proboscidea; Elephantidae.